Molecule: messenger RNA, 1269 nt
Organism: Saprolegnia parasitica CBS 223.65
Lineage: Eukaryota; Oomycota; Saprolegniomycetes; Saprolegniales; Saprolegniaceae
Exons: 2
Coding region: 1-1269 (422 amino acids)
Source: RefSeq, a predicted model, not a curated record
AUGAAACUCGUAUGCGCUGCGACGGUGGCGCUCAUGCUGGCAACGUCCGCGACCGCUGCUACCUGCACGACGGACCAAGAGACGAAGAUCAAGAAUUUCUUGGCGGCCAACGUCUCGACCUCGUGCGCGGCGAGUAGCAUGUGGUGGAGCUCAAUGACGUUCGCGGAAGGACUCGAGGACGGACAAUACAACCUGUGCCAGUCGCCAUGCCAGGGCGACCUGCAGAACAUCACCGACAACCUCCCAUUCUGCGCCGAUGAGGCCGGCACAUAUUCCAAGGUCGUCCAACAAAACCAACUGUGCGACGACAUGACGCGCCCCACGAGCAACGGCGACGCAUGCACGUCAGCGGAUUUGAUCUUGGCCGAUGCAGUCUUGCGCCGUACACCGGUGUGGCUCAGCUGCUCCAGUGUCAAAGACGCGACGCUGUCCAGACUUCAACCAUACACCACCGAAGACGCCAAGGCGCUGUGUGCGUCCGUCGCGUGCACGAACUUUAUCGACGCGAUGGCCAAGUUGAUGCCCAACUGCUUCAACCAGCGCGAUGUCGGGGCCAAUUGCUCUAUGGUGGAUAUGGUGGCCGAGCGCAAUGCAUAUGGCGCGAGUCUUUGGUCCAACUGCUCGACCUUUCUCAACGCUUCGUAUCUUGCGACGUUCAGUGACCUCGCGUCCAACAUCUCUUACGCUAAGACACCCGAAGACGUGCCGUCGGGCUUUUGCGCGUCGACCUGCCCAGCAAACUACUUGUCGAUCAAAAAGACGCUUUCAUCCUGCAGCUCUUACGGCAGGAUGAUGUCCGACCCAAGUCCUCUCUACAGCAUCUGCCCCAACCUGAAGCCAGCGCCGACGCCCGCUCCGACGCCCGCUCCGACACGCACUCCGACGUCCGCUCCGACGCCCGCGCCAGCUCUGACGUGUCCGCUUCCCGGCUCGUACCGUGCGACGGGGAUGCGCAUGGACCUUGCCAACUCUGGUGCGUUCACCGAGUCGCACGAUGGCAGCGGCAGCACGUGCUCGACGACGGGAACGUAUGCGAUCUCGGGUCCAAUGGCAACGUUCACCGUGUCGACCGUCUUGGGUGUCUGCGGCAGCGUCUUUACGCCCAACGCAAAGCUCUCGGUGCCCAUUUCGUUCUCCACCGACUGCAACCAACUCACACUCAGCUACACGGGCACGACGUCGACGCUGCAGCGAACGUCUAGCGCAGAGACCGCGGCCACGAGUGCGAUGCUGCUUCUUGGCGUUUUCCUCGCGUCGGGUGCGCUCUAA